GCCUCUCCUCUUCUGGCUCUCAUCCGCGGUCAUACGUAGGCGACACAGCUACUCGUUAUCGAUUGUUCUACUUAUACCGCAGCUCAGUCGUCCUUCGCUCACGUUUGUAGUAACGCGAACAAUGGAUCCGACGCCAGAGACCCAUGCGACGUUCGCGACCCCUUCCCCUGGCGACGCUUCACAGCACCAAACCGCACCCGAUCAGACCCCGGGUUCCGUCCGCAUGCUAGCCCUUCGUCCUUCGCCUUUCGCGCUCGAGAACUGUCCGAACGACACCAGCGACCUUCCGACGAGUACUUCAGAUUCCAAGUCGCAUAUGGCUGGACUUGACGACGCGGCUCGCCGCUACUCUCCGCUCUCUGGAGAUCCGUCCCGGCGCGGGAACGCAACGGGAACUCCAGACGACGGCGAUAAGCUGUCGGCCGACAGCGUCGCGCAGAUCCUUCAAAUCGCGUCCGCGAUCGAGUCGCUCUCGCUGGUCAGCUGCAUUGAGGCGGGGCGAUCGCCGGCGACGCGCCGGCGUCGCUCCCCAUGACCAAAUCAGAGUUCGCCACGGUGGUGCUGCCGGCGCUGCCACGUCAACUCAAGGCCUGAA
Molecule: messenger RNA, 595 nt
Organism: Closterium sp. NIES-67
Lineage: Eukaryota; Viridiplantae; Streptophyta; Zygnematophyceae; Desmidiales; Closteriaceae
Source: the annotation of a GenBank genome assembly